GCUACUGGAGACGAGACACACAACAGGACCCAGAGCCAUUUUAGCCUACAUGCGCGCUCAGGAGAAAUUCGGCCUGCGGUGCUCCACAUGCGCUCCAUGCACUCUGUAGAUAAUGUGCUGUUCUGAUUUGACUUGAACCCUGUCCAUUGUUUUGGAUUAGAAAACCUAGGACAAUGCCACAAACGGUUCGGCCAUGCCAGGUUUUGGACCCUGGACAGUCUUGGAGGAUUAAGGAGGAAUUCUGGGAGAAAUUCCACCAUAAACAGAAGGCGGUGUUUGGUGGAGUGAAGGAAAUGCUUGACCUGGAGGCUAAGGAAGUGGAUGAGGCGCCAAAAAUAGAGAUCUGUAUAGCUGAGGAAGGAGUCUGCCACUCGACCCCUCCAGACUCCAUGCAGCAGUGUAAGGAUAUGUCCCUAAAGAAGCCAAAGUCUCGGAAAAGAGGAGACACCGACAACCUCUGGAAGCAUCUACGGCGCUCCAGGAAGAUGGUUUCAGCAGUCAAGCAGGGCAGUAGUUAUUUUCAACUCCUCCAGGAGCAGGAAGAGCAGAAGAAUGAAAAGAGGAGGAAGAAAGAAGAGAGGAGACGCACCGAUCUUCAUCAUCCAUCCUCCAUCUCUGACUCUGAGAUGGAGAAUGAGGAGGAGAGAUCUGUUAAUGGAGGAGUCUCCUCAUCAUCCUGGAGGCAGAACAACAAGGGGUGGGGCCAACGACUCCGCCCCUUUACUCCGGUCCACCAAUCACUGACUUCAGAUCAGCCACAGAAGAUAUCAGAGGAACAUGUGUCCCGGCAGCUGUGCUGUCUGUGCUGGUUGUUGGAGGCUCUGACUCUGGAACGUUCUGGAAAAUUCGGACCUGUGGCUUCCUGCUGGGAUGCUAAGGAUCUGGGUCGAAGCAGAAACACUCUGAAGGCUGUGAAUAGAGAGAAGUUGAUUCAGGCCAAGUGGGAGCGAUUCAUCUCUCCACCAAAGUCUCUGCGUCCUGUAAUCAGACUGUCUCGCGUCACCUCCCUGACCCACAAGUCCUCAGCCCUCAGUGCUGUGUCAUCAUCUGUGUUAACAACGUCAUUGCUAGGCAACGUGUCCUCCUGUGAUGUCCCUUUUUCAGGUGCAGAGAGCGAGUGUCCGAGCGUGGUGAUGUCAGAGACGGAUCCUCCUGUUUCUACAUACUUGCAGACACUGCUGGAUGAAGUUCACCAAAGUAUUUCUAAAGAGCUUUACGGCUCAACCACAGACUGCAGCAAAGAAACAGAUAUGAUCAGUUUUGAGACACUUGGAGCUCAAUAUAACACACAGGACAACACGGUCACUGGGAAACUGGAGUGUCACACAGCAAAAAGUCCAGAACGCUCCGUAGCCUCCACGGAUUUCAGCCAUGAGAAAGCAGCCGUGUUGGUGAAAAUGAAGCAGAUGUUUAAAGAAAGAGCUCAGGAACUAUCGCUGAGUUUAACCGACACUCUGGACAUUAAAGCCAAGAAGAGGUGGAUGAGAGGAGUGCAGAGAUAUCAGUCCCUCUCAAACAUGUCUGCCUCUCUAUGUUGUACUUCCUCUGUGCCGUGUGUCACCCCGAAUCCACAAAUACAGGGAUCCGAUGCACCCUACAGUACCCACUGGCUCUCAACGUUACUCUGCAGCCUGCCCGCUCACACACACUCGAACAGGAAGUUGGCGUGUGUGUUGGAGAAACUGAACAGUUACACACAGGAGAGAACUCUGCGCGUCCGACCACACAUCUUCUUCAGGGUCCUAAACUCCCUCCCGCCCUGGGAGCUGUGCUGUCCUGACCUGUGUGUGGCUAUAGAGUUAGUGAGGGAGAAUGCAGUGAGGAUGUCUACAGAAGAGUACGACUGCUGGCUGCGUGGUAAAAUCGACAUUCCAUAGAGUGUAAAAGACAACGGAGGAUUUCUCUAACCCGUCUGGUCCGAUCCCACAGAAGAGCUACCGUAGCAGUGUGACGCUCUGGGUAAUGUUCUGCUGGGAAACCUUGGGUCCUGGCGUUCAUGUGGAUGUUACUCUGACACGUACCACCUACCUAGACGUCGCUGCAACCCGAGUACACACCUUCAUGACGACGGUAUUCCCUAAUAGCAGUGUCCUCUUUCAGCAGGAUAAUGCGCCCUGACACACUGCAAACAUUGUUCAGGAACGGUCUGAGGAACGUGACGAAGAGUUCAAGGUGUUGACUCCGAUCUCAGUCCGAUCAGGCCUCUGUGGGACGAGUCCGAUCCAUGGAGGCCCCACCUCACAACCUACGGGACUAGUUGUACAGGAUCUGCUGCUAACGUCUCUAUGCCAGAUACCACAGCACACCUUCAGAGGUCUUGUGGAGUCCAUGCCUCGACGGGUCACAGCUGUUUUGGUGGCACAAGGUGGACGUACACAAUAUUAGGCAGGUGGUUUUAAUGUAUAUGCUGUAUAGUGGCAUUUAUUCACCUAGGAGAUGUUUUUUAUCCAAAGCCAUAAUGUGAGGCAGAAACCAAUCAGACUCAACAUCACUUCCAAAUACACUGUCGUGACAAACGGUCCUGUCACUGAUAAAUUCCUAGCGAUCAGUCGGUACACUCUAAAAAUCGCUGGGAGAAAAACAACCCAAAUGGGGUUAUUUUCAGCCCAACACCCGGGUAAAUAUAGGACAGACCACAUUUUGGGCUAAACUAACCCGUCAAGUUGGGCUGUUCAUUUUAACCCAGCGAGCGGGUUGUUUUUCAACCCAAAGGAUGGUUUCGUUUUUUACAAAAACGCUGGGCUCAUUUUAUUUCACGAACGGGUUAAUGUCUUCAGGGUUACUUUUACCGUUUGAAAAUGUCAAAUCUACCACAUUAUAAACAAAUACAUGCGUCAACAUGGUGUCUCCUUUAUUUAUACACAAGAAGGCGUUCGGUAAUGCGAUGCUAGAGCUGCUAAAGUGGGGUUUAUAUAGUACAUAGACUUCGAAGUGAAUGACUCGAGUAAGUCGUAUAUUUAAGACGAAAAGGUCAGAUUUUGAUCAAAGGAGACGUUUAAAACAUCUAAAAAAGAAGAAAAAAACCCCGAGAAGCCGACUUACGAUCCAGUGGCGUCACAAACAAGUACGCCAAAGCUAACGAAGAUAGCGGCGCAUCUACCGUCAUGUAAACUGGACUGUUCGUGCACGUUCGAGCUUUUUCUAGUGUACUGUAAUGGUUUUAUGGAUAAAUAUAUCGAUACGAACCUCGUUUCUCCAAAUAACUCUAACGGUCUGUCCGAGUGAAAACCGCUACCUCGACCUGAGGUAAAACCUACCCCAAAACUACCCAAGACUGAGAAAAUAACCCAGUUAAAUGACCCACAUGGUUCAACCCAGCAUUUGGGUAGGAAAAAAAAUAACCCAGCAUUUAUUUAUUCCUUUAAUUAUUUAUUUAUUUAUUUCUUUAUUUUAAGAGCGUAGGACUUUUUCAAUACUUGGCAUUUUAAUAUUUUUGGAGAUCUUCCAUGGGGCGAAAAAAGCUCUCGCGUUGGUUUCAUUUCAUUUACGAGGUCUCAUUAAUACUUAACAUACAACAACACCCAGUUUCAUAUUUACCCCCGCUGUAAUCUCACGAGCUCGCGAGCCCCUGAAAUAGAACGUAUAAGUGUGUUCUCGACGGACUUAUAGUCCAUCUGAGGACAGAAACACGACACUUUCCUCACACGUCCUGACGCACUUUACAUCUCGCCCAAGAGCGGAGAAGAUCCUUCGACGAGAACACGCGGAACACACAACCGUCAGGAGAUACGUCCGCUAGAGUAGGAUUGGAGUGAUAAAAGCAGAUUAAAAAUAAUCCAUCGGUGCCUUUUGCAUUCGGUCCAGGUUUUAAAGAUGACCCGAGGAGGGAUUUCAAACCGACGUUGACGAGGGCGUUAAAAAUCAUACUGAAACGUAACCCAAGACUACACCGUGCCCUGAAGGUUGAUCCUAAUUGCCUGAGGCCUCACAUGCAUGCUAGAUGAUCCACCAUCGCUAUUUUAGAUCCUAAACUCCAUAUCCAAUACCGUACACGUUUCUCUUUCCCCCUGAAUUAGUCGUUUUCGCCUCAAGACCAGUCUUAAAGAACUCGUAAAGCAGUUCGGUCAACGCUGACGGUUCUAUUUAGACCGAAUUGUCAUAUAUCUUAUGUUCCUUGAAUCAUCUGAGCAGCUGUGUGACCUGCAUUACUUCCACCUCAUUUCACCAGUAUUUCAUCAUUCCUCGUUAUUCUUUAGGCUUCCUCAUCUCGAAAGGGAAAACCGAGACAUUUUCACCCUGAAGGGGUUUUCCCUGUAUAGCGAUGGACAGAAACAGCUGGGAUCCGGCUUUUAAUUUAAGCCCGGACUUCACCGUACGGGACACGGCAGCAUCAGCAGGGACAAGAUGGCACGGACAGAAAGUCCCACCGCUGACAUGUGAUCUCCCGCCGGUGUUCUCCACAGUGAAACCAUCCCUCGUCUGUAUCUCUACACUCUCGUCACCGUCCGGAACGUACCGCGUGACGCCGAAGAGCGUGGGCCGAUUUCUCGCCGGUUUCUUUACUUGGCGAUAAAAGAAACCGCAUCGGUCGUAUUUCUUUCGUCAAAACACACAGGCAGAGUGAAACUCGCUGCGUCAGAAACCCCAAACCUCAUUUCCUGCCACAGGAAGUUCACGACUAAUUAUACUGCAGUGUGAACGCACAGAGGCGUGGCGGUGCAAAAUAAAAUGUGGAGUCAAGUCGACGGGCAUACUAUGAAAAGCGUGUUGUUAUAACAAUAAAAAAUGCAAAAACUGCGUAAAAAUAAGCUGCGUGUGAGUUUUCAUUAAGCAUGCCAAGUGGAACUCGUGUCUUUUACGCAUGUGAUGUUUUUAAAGGUCUUAUUGUUCCAUUUAGCACCGCCCUUCAGAAGCUACAUAAGCUAGCUACGCUUCCCAAAUUCAUAACAGUUUACACCGAUCAUCCUGUUCAAAAGUUUACACCCCCCCGCGCUCUUAAUGUAUCGUGUCGCCUUCUUGAGCAUCGGUGGACGUUCGCACCUUUUUGUAACAGUCGUGUACGAGUCCCUCGGUCGUCCUCGGUGUGAAAAGACGGAUCUGUAGGAAAGGGGUAAAAGAUUCUGGAGAAGUAAAGAAUGUGUAGGAUUUUUCUGAAGAACAGUGGGGAGGUUAAGUGCUCAGGACAAACGAGGAACCCGUGAAGAACUCUCACAGAACAUACACACAUCACGUCGCGGAUCAUCCAGGUAACGACACACGGGGUUAAUAAUGGAGCGCGUGUAAACUUUUGCGCUGGUUCAUUUGUGUAAAUUCAGUUAUUAUUGUGUCUUGUGGAUUAAAUCUAAAAAAAAAAAAAAACAAUGCGGUUGUUAUGAUCUCUCUUAUUUAAAUAGUUUUUAAAUUAAUUUAGCCGAUUCAGCAAACUCAACUGUGUACUGUGUAACAAGCGAAUUAGCAACAAUGUAAACAUCUAUAUAAAAUAUUUUCAAAUAUUAAACAAUCAUUAAAGGUUACCUGCAUCCUAUAGAAUUGACAUUUUUACAUAUAUUUUUUUCCCUACAGAGUAUUUUUUUAUUUUUUUCCUGCUACAUUGUUUGCAGUUUAAAGUUCAUUGUGGCUUCAGUUAUCUUCAAUAAUGUAACCUGACUACUCCUGUUUGACGAUGUUAAAUGUUUGACGAUGUUGUGCUCUAACAGCAAUCCCACCCUGCGCUUUCUUUCGUUUUAAAGAAAUCCUCUCCGCCCAGACUGACGGAUUUAGCCUGAGGACAAUAAACGGGUGUGACCAAAAAGAAAAUACCACCGUACCCGACGCUUUACAGACGGGAACAGGAAUCUGCAGUUUAUCCCUGUAGCCAAAGUACAACUGGGCUAUUGCAUAAGUUAGACUUUCAUCUCUGUGUGUGUGUGUGUGUGUGUGUGUGUGUGUGUGUGUGUGUGUGUGUGAGUGAUUGCACAGGACCAUCUUAACCUGAACAGUGUUUUACACACAGUCCCAGCUUUUAUCUUAUCUCCUAUUAUAGAGCAGGACACGUGACAAAGUCUCGCAGGGCAAUUCGACCUGUGACGAAGAGACAAAGUCGGCUGUAUUGUAUAUAACGAGCUCGUUAAUGAUUGACGAUUCAUUAUUUGCAGCUUGCCUUGGGUGAAAGUAUUUGAUAAUUGAAUAAAGUUAAAAAGCAAACGUAUCAAAUUUGACUUCAGAAUCGGAGCUUGACAUCAGAAUUAUUCAUUCACUCAUUCUUCUUCUUCUUCUUUUUAUUAUUAUUAUUAUUAUUAUUUUGAAUUUAUACAAUAA
Ictalurus punctatus (channel catfish) is the source of this 6237-nucleotide messenger RNA. Its product is annotated as coiled-coil domain-containing protein 60. The transcript is spliced from 15 exons. The coding region runs from base 174 to 1877 and encodes 567 amino acids. NCBI's taxonomy places the organism in Eukaryota, Metazoa, Chordata, Actinopteri, Siluriformes, Ictaluridae. The record is from RefSeq and is a predicted model, not a curated record.